Molecule: messenger RNA, 1149 nt
Organism: Mixia osmundae IAM 14324
Lineage: Eukaryota; Fungi; Basidiomycota; Mixiomycetes; Mixiales; Mixiaceae
Exons: 1
Coding region: 1-1149 (382 amino acids)
Source: RefSeq, a predicted model, not a curated record
AUGCCCCAGAAGCUCGCAGCAGCAGGCAGCAAUGCUAAAGGCCAGCUGGGCAUCGGUCCGACGCAAGACGCUCACCAGUUCAUCUUCGCUCAGUUCUUGCAACCUGACGGUGUCAUCAAGGUACUUCCUCAAGGUCAUCGGAUCAAGAGGCUCGCUUCAGGCGCAAAUUGUACGCUUUGCUUGAUCACAGUACGAGAUGGCAAGUCUCAGCUCUGGGCUGCUGGCGAUGGCGCAAGAGGACAGCUGGGAGAGCCAAAGCGAGAGCUGCAUUCGUUCGCUCAGCUCGAUAUACGCCAUCCUUGCCUUGAUCAACCAGAUGCUCAGAUUGUCGAUGUAGCGGCAAGCUGGGAUACGUCCUUUCUCGUCGUGCGCAGACCCAAGAGCAAGGACAGAGUGCUCGCGAUGGGCGGAAACGACUUUGGCGAGCUCGGUCGUCCUGCAUGCGACAAUAUAUUGACCGAAGUUGUCUUACCCGGCCAUGUGGAGCGUAUCGAGCAGAUCGUGGCAGGAGUCCGUCAUGUGCUCGUCAGAGCCUCCGAUGGUCGAGUAUUCGGCUGGGGAGCUGCACGCAAAGGCCAACUCGGGUCAGAUGAGGCAUCAAAGGGCGUAUCUCUGCCUGUCGCAUUAGACCUGUCUGGCCGGUGUACAGACGUCGCCGCCGGUAACAACCACAGUAUCUGCAUUGUCGAUAACGCCAAAGGCACGCCGCACAUCACUGUGUUCGGCACUCUUGCAGCCUUGCCAGAUACGCUUGCGCCAGACGUUGUGCGCAUAUACAGCACCUGGACAGCAGCGCUUGCAUUGACCAGCUCGCAUCAGGUCCUCGGCUGGGGCUCUGAUUUCGCUCAUCAGCUCGGGCGUUCGAACAAAGAAGCUGUUGCAUGCGUCGAGCUCGAGCACAGCGGCCUCGAGAGCAUCAGCGAGUUGACUUGCGGCAGCGCCCACUGCCUCGUCCUCGGCCAAACACACUCGAGCCCGCAAGUUUGGGGGUUUGGCUGGAAUGAGCAUGGCAAUCUCGGGCUCAACGAUGGCUUGAGCAGUAUCGCCAUAGCCCGUCAAGUCUGGCCCGCAGGCGGAGACGCGGUUGGCAACGCUGUCAAGGUGUUCGCUGGCAACGCCACUAGCUUCAUAGUCAUCGAGACGUUUUAA